AUGUCGAAAAGACAGUCCAAUUUACUUUCAUUUUUCACAAAAAAGGCUUCACAUAGUGCAACUAAACAAGCGAGGAUUGAAGCACAAGAAGGCAGAGGAGACAUCACUGAAGCAGGUGUGGGUGAGUGUGAAGCUAACCAGGCUAACCAGGCCACCGGAUCGGGGCAGGAGCCCACAACCAGCCGCGGUGAACAGCCUGAGGAGGCACCUGGGGUUUUGGAUGUGGAGUACAACAACGAGGAGGGUGAAUUAAAUAGGAAUGAGUCAGAUUCUGAACCGUCAAGUGAGGGAUGCCCAACGAUCUGGACAACUGCCCAGUUCAAGGCCAAGCAGACCUUCUAUCCAUGGCUUGUAAUGCAAAAAUCAGGUUUGGGUUGUUCUACAUGCAAGGCUGUUGGGACUUUGGGGCCAGAGAAGACUGGUGGAAUGAAACUGGCUAAAGAAUGGGUGUCGUGUUUAAUAACUUCAUCUGCCAAUGAUAUAACGAAGCAACAACGAGCACUUCGUAAAAAAGUAUUUGAACACGCUAGGACCAGGAGUCACUUGGCAGCAAAAAACAUACUUGAAAAAGCCAAAGAAGACACUAUGGUACAGGCUAUAGUCAGUGCUCAGUCUGAACAAAUAGCCACUACGAGUCGGAUCUUUCGCACUGCAUAUAAAGAGGCUAAACGCAACAGGCCAGCGCAUGGUUUUGAAAGCGAAAUUGAUUGUCAGGAGUUAAACGGACUUGACAUGGGUAGAGUACUACAUUCUAAUGUUGCGUGUGCGAACAUACAAAAACACAUUUCAGAAGAAAUGAAAAGAAAACUCUUUGAUCGUGUCGUGGAAUGUGAGCCCAAACUUAGCCUCUUGCUGGACGAGUCCACAAGUUUAAAUAAGAAAAGCACUCUUAUUAUUUACAUCAGAACACAGCUACCAGAUAUGGACAAACCAAGCAACUUAUUUACCGAACUGGUUGAACUUGAUGAUUUAUCUGCAGAAGGCAUUGUGCGCAACUUAAUAUCCGCACUUGAACGUGUGCACUUGACCAAAGAGUUUUUGUGUAAAACUCUCAUUGGACUUGCAUGUGAUGGCGCGUCUGUUAUGUUGGGACGGAGAAGUGGUGUUGCCAGCAGGCUUCAGGCUCUCUUCCCUCAUAUUACUGUGUGGCACUGCUCGGCCCACAGACUUGAGCUUGCGGUAAAUGACGUUGUGAAAGAGAUGGGGGCAGUCAAUCAUUUUAAAAUGCUGAUGGACAAGCUAUAUUCUCUUUAUAACACGUCUAACAAGAACCGAAUGGAACUGAGAGAGUGUGCAUGCAGUGUAGACGUGCAACUGUGCAAAAUCGGUCGCAUAUUAGACACAAGGUGGGUGGCCUCCAGUUUUAGGACAGUGGAAGCUGUUUGGAACAACUACCCAGCACUUCAUAGACAUUUUAAGGCGGCAUCAGAAGAUCCCUCCCGUGAUAGCAUAACAAAACAAACAUAUAAUGGCCUUGCGCUGCGCUUAAGUUCCCGUGCUUUUGUGAACAAUCUGGUCAGAGUUUUUGAAGCGAUGGCGGAGCGACCAGGUCGCUUUUCUGACUUAAGCAAGAAGGGGAUCGAGAGCAACUCUUUUCAAGGAGUUACACUUACAGAAGGAAAAGCCAGUGAUAAAUCACUAAAUAUGAAGCAGUUUUUUCAAAGUGUGGCCAAAAACUUGGAACAGCGCUUGUUGUCUCAUGGAGGACGCCUGCCCGACAAAAGCGGAUAUGAUCAGUUUAUUGAAAAGCUGAAGGUACUUUAUCCGCAGUACUGGCCCGAAGACACAGAUGUACUCUAUGGGCAGACUGAAGUUGAGUCGCUCUGUCUGCGCUUUAACAUCGACUGUCCCCGCGCAGUAAUCCGUGCCCACAGAGAGUACGUGGAGUCGGGAGGAAAAGAUGUUAGAAAUGAACUGAAAGAACUGUUUACAGCUGUGAACACCAUCCCCACAUCAAGCGCAGAAUGUGAACGGGGAUUUUCCCAGAUGAAUCUGAUUUGCACCCCAAACCGAUCUUCUCUACACACUACCACCAUCUCUGAUCUGCUCUUUCUCAAUAUUGUCGGACCUCCUUUGACCAAGUUCAACCCUGUCCCUUAUGUGAGAUCGUGGGUGGCUAAAGGACACAGGACUGCUACUGAGUCACGGAGCAAGGUGCGAAGCAGGGAGGAGAAUGAGGAGGCGCACUUGGCUGCGGUGUGGGAUAUACUAAACAACUAG
This is a messenger RNA of Melanotaenia boesemani (Boeseman's rainbowfish), 2220 nucleotides long. RefSeq names its product E3 SUMO-protein ligase KIAA1586-like. The transcript is spliced from 2 exons. Gene Ontology annotation, molecular function: protein dimerization activity. Bases 1 to 2220 code for a protein of 739 amino acids. The record is from RefSeq and is a predicted model, not a curated record. Lineage: Eukaryota; Metazoa; Chordata; Actinopteri; Atheriniformes; Melanotaeniidae.